AUGUUUGUUCCUUCAAUGCCAACAGAACAAGCGUCUUUUAUUGAGGAUAAUUUUGAAAAUGAACCUCCACUGUUGGAAGAGUUGGGAAUUAAUUUUGAACAUAUUAGACUGAAAACACUUGCUGUGUUGAAUCCGUUGGGGACGGCGAAGGAAGAGGUAAUUGAGGAUCAGGACCUUGCCGGUCCUCUCGUUUUUUGUCUUUUAUUUGGCGCUUCUUUGCUUUUACAUGGAAAGUUACAUUUUGGACAUAUUUACGGAAUUGGAUUAGUCGGAUGUACAGGAAUGUAUGCUCUUUUAAAUUUAAUGGCACAAGAAGGAAAGUCUAUAACAUUUACAAACACUGCAAGUGUUUUGGGUUAUUGUCUUUUGCCAAUGUCUUUAUUGUCUUUAAUUGCUGCUGUUCUUUCUUUACAGGGUUUAAUUGGUUAUAUAUUUGUUACAUUAGCUGUAUUAUGGAGUGGAUCAUCCUCUUCUAAAUUAUUUUCAAUUGCUCUAUCAAUGAAUGGUCAAAGACUGUUAGUUGCCUAUCCUUGUGUUUUACUUUAUUCUGUUUUUGCUCUUCUUGCUAUAUUUUAG
Molecule: messenger RNA, 576 nt
Organism: Meloidogyne enterolobii
Lineage: Eukaryota; Metazoa; Nematoda; Chromadorea; Rhabditida; Meloidogynidae
Source: the annotation of a GenBank genome assembly